UAACUUAUGAGAAACUGCCUUAUUUAUAAUGGUGUUCAGUAUUCCAGUUACAAGAUCUUAUGAUCCAACGAGAGCAUAUCCGUAUUUAACAAAGAAGUUUAAGAGAAGAGACCCAAAUAUGCAUUUUUAUAUACCAGUGGAGUGCCCAUAUCUCAAACGAUGUACAGAUGGAUAUUGCCCUUUAUCACAUACUAAAUUAGAAAUUAUGUUUCACCCUAUGGUAUAUAAGAGUCGUAGAUGUAAAAUGGCUCGUAGUGGUAGUUGUAGAUUUUCAUGGCAUUGUACAUUUUACGAUAAUGAAUCGGAGAAGUUAGCUGCACAUCUUCUAUGGCUUCUAUGGGAAAGAACAUGGGAUUUAUGGAGAUCUAAUAUCAAGUUUAUUUUAAAUGCGCACAGAAAAUUGUGCUACAGAACAAUAAACAUAGUCUCUUUAGUGGCAAAUAACAGAGGUGAUUUAGGUCUAUGCGUAGCUAUGUUGUCGUCUAGCACUAAGGAGUUGUCUUUUAGAAACGCAGAGAUAGAAAGGUUGUUUUGUAAUCAAAUAUCUACACUGUAUAACACUGGUGAGAGCAUAUGUGGUUUCAACCCUGACAUUGCGUUAUUAUGCUCUAGUAAUAAUCCAUUUUUGACCUCCUGUUAUACACCGAAACCAUCACUAGAAGUUUUUUACGAAUGGUUUUUUACACAGGAUGUUAAAUCAUCGGAACGUCCUGAAGUACUUGAAAUAAAAUAAAUUUAGUUUUUAUAUUUUACUAAAAUAACUUCACAUU
This is a messenger RNA of Babesia bovis T2Bo, 770 nucleotides long. RefSeq lists its product as uncharacterized. The record is from RefSeq and is a predicted model, not a curated record. Lineage: Eukaryota; Apicomplexa; Aconoidasida; Piroplasmida; Babesiidae. Bases 29 to 733 code for a protein of 234 amino acids. The transcript has a single exon.